Pieris napi is the source of this 4283-nucleotide messenger RNA. Its product is annotated as flocculation protein FLO11. The record is from RefSeq and is a predicted model, not a curated record. Lineage: Eukaryota; Metazoa; Arthropoda; Insecta; Lepidoptera; Pieridae. The transcript has 5 exons. The coding region runs from base 850 to 3942 and encodes 1030 amino acids.
UUCGUAAUAAAAUUGUACGAUUUGUAAAGUUUCUUGAAGCGUAGGUAAGUCUUUCCAUAAUGUCAAAAUGUCAAUGAAAACUGAAUAAUAUUAUGUAUUUAGUUCGACAGUAGUCACACGUGACAAUAUGUCAAUAAAAUCCUAUUGGAAAAAGUACCUCCAAUUUGAUCACCCCAUACAAGCAAUGUGGCUACAAGAGGGCACCGUGUUCGGCCACGGCUCGGCUGUUUAUCAUCUAGACGAAAUUAUGACAGGCUUAUCUCUGAGCUCUACAGUUCUAGGUUUAACACAUAGGGACGGGAUGUCUGCAGAGCGGCAGGAUCAGAGGUUCAAGGUGUAGGCAUUUUCUUAAGAUAUCGGGCAGGUGCGUCACGAUAUUAAAACAAGUUCCUUUUCGUAAAUGUAAAGGAUGUACUAUCGAAAAACAAUUUACGUAUGAAGAUGUAUUACGAAUUACAAGCUUUUGCUUUUCCUGACAUACCUAUACAAAUCAAAUUGCUGACCAUCUUAAUAUGCAACAGCGAGCCUGAACCAUGCUGAUAUGCUCUGUAAAAUGAGCUCCUACAUCGUAGAAUAAGCGGCAACACAGAGACAGCACAGCGCGUGCGCGAAUCGGGCGCUUGCGUGCAGGAUCCGGCAAUGGCCCCUCUGCGCGGGCGGAGUGCGGGCGACGGGCCCCACGCUGAGGUCGCGAAGCACUAACUGCACUCGCCCUAUUAGUGUGGACUUGCUGCUCCGUCCUCCGUGCGGGGCCCUCGUGCAUGCGGGGCGAACGCCUCCACUGCAGCUGACAGCUGUAAUGUCGAGUACCGUCGCCGUAUAAGCGAGCAAAGGGUAUCCGUACGGCGGAUGGCAGCCAGUGGCGGCAGUGAGCGGCGCCCUAGACGAGGGCCCGCACCCAUCGCUUCGUUUGAUCACGACGUCUCUGACGAGUCGAGUCCAGAAACAAAACAAACAUUCCGACUUCCUGAGAUCCGCGAGGAUGCCGGAGGCGGCCUCGCUCCGCCCGAGCAGCGUGCGCGCUCGCACUCGUCACCGGCCGUGGGACUGCAGGCGCCUGCCGCGCCGCGAAUUGACAUCUCUCGUGCCUCUAGCUCUAGUCACCACGACUCCCGCGACAGCUCACCCGAAUUGGCGCUCUUCGUCGGUGCUGGCUCCGGCGAGGAGAGUCGUGCGAAGUUGGAGCUCGGUUUCCGGGAAGACGGAGCCCUCGAUUUGCGCUCUUCUACUGAGGAACUCGCUUUUCUAGAGAACAUACCCGUUAAUGGAGAAACUCGAGCACCACUCACCGCCCCUUCGUCGCGGAGACAUUCUCGAAAAGAUAGUCAAGGUUCGGAGGCUGCGCUGUUGGCGGUCUCAGGACGAACGAGCCGACUCUCUAGUGUUGGCUCUCAGUGCUCCGCCCAUUCGGCUGUGUCGGCAUUCAGCCAUACAAGUCGGGUUUCAAGACUAUCGGUUGUGUCUGGCAUGUCACGUUCGCCGUCACCUCACAAGAUGUUGCUAGAGACUUCGUUCUGUGGGCCAAAGCCGAUAGAAACGGAUCCCGAAAUUUGUGCAGCCGUAGUCGAAGAAAGACUGCUAGAAAUAGCUAAGUUAUCAAGCGAAGCGACAUCGUCGGCGCCUCCUGUAGAUGCGCGCGACCGAAGAGAAAUUCGGACAGAAGUUACACUGGAGAGCUCCAGCUUUCGAGCUACGACGUUGACUAAAGCAGUUCCUCAUGUCCCGUCGGCACCAGAACAAACCCAAAAAUCUGUAACAGCGCCUGUACCGUCAUUGGCUUCUACUACGGAGACGACGACAGAAACAAUAUCUGCAGCAAUACAUCCCCUUAUCACGGUACCAGCUGAUGAAGAAAAGAGGCUAAAAGAGACGCGGAACCGUGCUCGUGUAGAAGAGCGUAAAGCGAGAUCCAAGGAAAGCCGACAUCAAGCAGAGCCAGAGGUCUAUAAAACUUCUAAUAGAUCAAAAGAUAUUAUUCGUAUUAGACUCAAACCAGAUGACGAAUAUGACGAAGUUGACGAGGAAAGUGACCGUACGUUAAUAGGUAUAGAGCCGGUUCGAAAACCGGCUACUUUGGAAUUAAACGAUAAUAGCGCGCCAAUAUCGCGACCAGCAAGUGGCUCGGACUUGCUGGUCAUCACCCCACAGACGACGCCCAGGCGCCGCGACAGCCGCACGCCUUCUCCUAGCGGUGUGGCCGUAUCACGCAAAUCUUCGUUUUGUUCUUUAUUCAAAUCAAAGGAGACCAUAGCUUCCCCAGAUUCACCAGAUGCACUUAAACGAAAGAAAAGUCUUAACGAAGGCCGUUCUCGCAGUAAGAGCAGAGAUCGCUCCGUCACACCUACGUCUACGGGGAAAAUAAAAGGUUCCGUAUUAUCGCUAUUUAAAACACCGCGAAAGAGCGCGACGUCACCGUCGGCGAGUUCAAGAGAUGCCUCGCCGGUGGUGCAAUCGCAGCGACAAUUUCCUCAAGGGCCAUCUGAUCACCAACGGGGGGAAAAACUUAAAUAUUAUGAGGAAUCUAAGGAAGGUAUUAUUCACAUUCCUUUGCACACACCACCCGACGAGUUGGACAGCGUGAGCGACAAAACGGAACUCAAGACGCACGAGGUUCCUCGCCCUUCCUCAGCCCCGCAAAUCAGGUCGACAUCGGUAACUCCCGUAUCUUCCGCCUCUUCAACUAAACCUGCACAGCGAACGGUAUUACCCGACGGAAGCAUUAUUAUUCCGUUACAUUCUCCCACAGAGAAAACGUCAAAUGCAUCGAUCCCAUCUGAAUUAUCGAAAACAGUUCAUAAUAGUAUAGUAAAAGAGGACCAAAUCUUACGCGAAACAAAAGUUAUAAACGAUAAUUCAUCGAUCAAUAAGAAUCAACAUUUCCCCGACGACGCGGCGUCCAUCCCGGUGGACCCGCUCAAGGCGAAACGUAGAGAUCGCCUAACGUUCACGACGCACGUCGGAAGCCGGGAACAAGUAUUCAGCACUCAGUUCAGUAUAACAAAAACACCAAGCAUCACGAGCGAAAUAUCGGGCUCCAUCCCGAGUUUUCCGGAGAGCGAAGACGUGAGGAUUGCACAAACGGAACAGGAGCCGGACGCGCCGGUCAUCGAAAACAACAACUUAGGUCGCGCUUCGGUCGACCGCAGAGUUGACGAGUCGCUCGGCGAAGUGGAGAGUCUCGAAUACCCGACAGAGAGCCUCGAAGGAUCAGGACCGGGAACUCCGCAAGAUCCCGGACGCGAUUCGUCGGAAUCGGAGGCCGGAUCGGACGCUGUCACACGCGGCGGAAGCGAUGCGGAGCGGCGUGGGCUCGUCGUUCAGGAGUCAUUUGAGGAGUUGCCGUACGUGCCGACUACUCUGCCGCAAGAGCGCUCUUUGGCCGUGCCCAUCGUGCCGGUGCGCGAACGCGGAGGGGUAAGCGUGGCGGGCGUGCGGCGGCCGCGAGCCUCGAGGGCGACCAACGCUCCCCCCUCGGCCCCGCUGCCGACCAACGCUCCACCACCGACAUCGCUGCAACCCGCUCCGCCCUCCGCCCCACCCGUCGUCCCGCGCCUUCACAUCCGUCUGCCUCGACGGCCGAGGGCCGCCUCGACCUCAGCAGCACCGCCCCGCCUCGAGAGACCGCGAACUCGCAGCGGCAGUGAGGUGGGAUCGUCACGCAAAGGAGAGUGGAUUGAUUUCUCGGAGGUGCCGGAGAGACGGAAGCAGCCCAAACGCAUCCAAACGCUGCCGGCGGAAGGUCGCGAAGCGCUGAGCUACGCGCCGCCUGAACGAUGCCGUUGCGAGUGCCACGCCAACCCUUCGCCGCUGCCCGCCGACGCACAACUCUUCACACUCGAGUCGGCCGAGGAAGAGCCGCAGAGAGGAGCCGCGCCCUUCACCGCCGACUUGGACCUCCACAACCGCGACGAUAGCGCGAGUCUUCCGACGACCGAGAGAUAGAGAGAAAUAAGCGAAGAGCUACCGACGAAGGAAUCCUCGUCCCCGCUCCAAUCUUUUUAUCGUAUUCUCUAUUACCUAGAACCGAGCGGUUAUCGUUUCGAAGGUGUAAAUUUACCCUCUAGAUAUUAUAUUUAUAGAUUCCUUUGUAAUUCCUAUUCGCUACCGUUGACCUUCGAUUUUGAAUGUUUAUAACUGUUAGUCUUUCGAUUCGACGAAUCGUAUCACGCGACGGAGUUCAUUUUGAGAUUUUAUUGAAUCUCUCGACAUCGAAUCGAUCGACGCCAGACUAAGAACGAAUCGACCCUAAAGAGAUAUCACAAAUAUAUUAAUUUUUUGCUUUC